This is a messenger RNA of Sebastes umbrosus (honeycomb rockfish), 3208 nucleotides long. RefSeq names its product protein kinase, AMP-activated, beta 2 non-catalytic subunit (gene prkab2). The coding region runs from base 218 to 1018 and encodes 266 amino acids. Gene Ontology annotation, cellular component: cytoplasm; nucleotide-activated protein kinase complex; nucleus. The record is from RefSeq and is a predicted model, not a curated record. Gene Ontology annotation, biological process: signal transduction. Gene Ontology annotation, molecular function: protein kinase binding. NCBI's taxonomy places the organism in Eukaryota, Metazoa, Chordata, Actinopteri, Perciformes, Sebastidae. The transcript is spliced from 8 exons.
CCGUCGAAGCUCGCAUCUGUAAACACUGUUGUAGUUUCCUCUCUGUAGCGCUUCGCCCUGCUGACAGGCGUCACACUAAGUUUGUCCUCGCCGCUCACCGUAGUCUGGUCACCACCGACCAACAGCAGUUGUUGUGAAGAGGCUGACCCUCCGCUGACAAACACAAACUACACAUUAACUCCAGCUGCUAUCGAAGCACCAUAAAUAGUGAGGCAUCAUGGGCAACACAAGUGACAGGGUGUCUGCAGAUCGCCAUGGAGCCAAGGCCCACCGCUCAGACAGCAGCGGCAGUCACAAAGACCAGGAACCCAGCAGAACGAUGGUGGACAGCACUGACGACCCCAACAUCUUCAACACCCAUGGGCCAGAUUCCAAGGCGUUAGGAGAGAAAGAAUCAGAUCCGAGUGACCAGGUGAAAACUGGUCCACAGGCUCGACCCACGGUCAUCCGCUGGGCUGGAGGGGGAAAGGAGGUCUACAUAGCUGGUUCCUUUAAUAACUGGAGCAUGAAGAUACCACUAAAUAAGAGCCAUAAUGACUUUGUAGCGAUCCUGGACCUGCCAGAAGGAGAGCAUCAGUACAAGUUUUUUGUAGAUGGGCAGUGGGUCCAUGAUCCCUCAGAGGCAGUUGUAACCAGUCAGCUCGGCACCAUCAACAACCUGAUCCAUGUGAAGAAAUCAGACUUUGAGGUGUUUGACGCCCUGCAUGUUGACUCUCUGGAGUGCUCAGACACAUCAGAUCUGUCCAGCUCCCCUCCAGGUCCAUACGGACAGGAGCAGUACAUCUUCAGACCUGAGGAGCAUUUCAAAGCCCCGCCUAUACUCCCUCCUCACCUCCUCCAAGUCAUUCUCAACAAGGACACCAAUAUAUCGUGUGACCCCGCCCUGCUGCCUGAACCCAACCACGUCAUGCUGAACCACCUCUACGCUCUCUCGAUUAAGGAUGGAGUAAUGGUGCUGAGCGCGACUCACAGAUACAAGAAGAAAUACGUCACCUCUCUGCUUUACAAGCCUAUUUAAACCUCAACCUGGGUGCUCAGCGGUGCUUUUCUUAGAGAGCAGCAUGUUUAUAUUCUGCUGUUUUUUUCCUGUAUCAUCACAUUUAGCCAAAUCUUGCACUGAAACAAGUUUACAGGCGAGCUAAAGGCCAGCAGCUGUGACUGUGGCUUGGUUUUUGAAAGGUUGCACUUCUGUCUACACAGGGCUCUGAACUAAAAGUAGCAAAGUGAGUGUAGGGUGUCGGAGAGAGAGGACAACCAUACUGUGGCUUUUACCUGUGACAUCUACAGACGGAUAAGAGACAGACUGAAUCACUGUGUGUGUAUUCGAGUGCUUGCUGCAACUUGUGAAUAUAUGCAUGCCCGUGUGUAAAACGAGGAAGAGGGUGAUCUGUGAAGAAUCGGUUUCUUUAAUGGUGAUUUAACGGACGUUCUCUUAAAGUGAGGGCUUUUAAGUGUUAUUGAUGUGGAUCAACAGUUUGAUUUUAAAGUGUUGUCAUCAUAUCCUCCUUGAACUGAUUUGAAUUAAGUUUUGAACUAAUUGACUUGACAGCAUUUGUGGCAAGUGCAUGUAGAAUAACAGAAUGGCCCAAAGCCAGCGUCUAGAAGCUGAAGAGAGCAGCAGACUUGGCAUCGGUUGAACAUGAAGUGCAAUAACAUGCUAUGAAAAGAACUUAACUCAAGAUAGACUCACAAACAUGAUGAGCAAGAACAGGAUGAAGAGGCAGCAUCUUAUUUUGUCAGAACAUGUUACAUAUAAUGUCUCACAGUGCAGCCAUCACAGUGGAAUCUACGUGAACCAAACUACCAUUAAUGGUCACUAUAGAUGGAGUACUUGUCUGUUUCAAUAGACUGUAUAUAUAGAUGGACGACGCGUCUCCACUUCCUCCCACUGUACAGAAGUGAAGCCAAAAUAUCCCGGAUACGGGAGCUGCCAACUUGAGAUUUUGACGUCAUUUGGAGUCAGUAGUGAUCGGGCGGUUCACGAGCCAUCACGGAGAGAAUCACAGCUGUCAAUCACCCACUUUUUAUAACAUGAAAUAACUAAUUUAAACCAAACUUAUCAGAAAAAUUAACAUUUGAACAUACAUCUGCGUGAUGAGAACUACCUGAAAUGACAGAAAUCAUCUUUAGGUAAAAAUGUAUUUGACGUGUACUUUGACUUUUUAGUUUGGCCCAUGUCCCAUCUGCUAACAUGGAGGAGGCAGGCUUUAUGACCUAUACUGCAGCCAGCCUCUAGGGGGAGAUCCAGAUGUUUUGGCUUCACUUCUGGGGAGCUGUCAUGUCGUCCAUUUGUAUAUACAGUCUAUGGUUUCAACGGGAAAAGCCCACUUUCCAGAUGGGGAAUGGAGGUCACAGGUCAAUGUUUAGUUCUGCUGUUGCCUUUAUCUUGACAUCGUUUUGCGAGCACUUUACCAUCCUGUGAGCAGGAGUGUUGAUAUAAGCUUCUAACUACGCCGCAGACAACUCUACUACUGUACUGUAGCUUCUCUGGAUUAUAAAACCCAAUUUGUGCUUUUUUUCUUCUUUAGAUAUGAUGACCUUGCCGUGCUUUAUAUGUGUGUGCAUCUGUAUUGAGUUCUAUUUAUCGAAUAGGAAUGUACUGUAUGUUCUGUUACAUGUGUAGUCAUACACAGUUUGAACUUGCUGCUUUGCAUGCAUUGAAUGUUUGCAACUUGUGAGGAUUGCAGACUUGCAGAUUGACUGCAUUCAGAUGAAUUUACAGGGCUAUGAGGAGAGAUAGUUGCCAUGAAUUUAAAAGUUGUACACGUUUGCUCAUGUGUGUGUGUGUGUAGUUUACAGUACAACCAUUUAAGAUGAUCUGUAUUUUGAGGUAAGGUGGCUUUGAAAGUUAUUUUUGUCAAGUCGUGCUGUUUAAUAGUGUGCACUUACAGUACCAUAUAUACCGACGGUUGAUACACUAUACAGACUUAUAAAAGGGGCUUUCAUAAAUCCUGUUGGUGUUCAACUAGACGCUCUGAAAGUAUUUUGUGAAUGUUGAGCCUAGCCAUGAAGUUUUAGAGUUUUUAAGACGUGAUAUGAUAAGGGAGAGUGGACUAACACCAUGGUGUUUCAAGGCUAAAACCAAAACUUGAAUUUUACAACCGUUUCAUGAAUGUUUUAAAAUGCUUUGCAGAACCAGUGUGAUGAUUCUCUGUACAAGGUUUUACUUGUUUGCAAAUAAAGAGAGGACACGCUGGUCCUAACUCCU